AUGCAUUUUCAAUUUCUCCUUCCGGCUUUGUUGGCCGUUGGUCGUGCACGCGCAGCACCAGCUCCCGUUGAGGACAACUUGUCGGAGCGGGAUGCGGAUGUGUCUACCGCGUCUAUCUACAUACCAGCCUCAACUCUUCAGACCGAUAUCCUAGCAGCCAAAGGUCUUGUCAAUCUUGCGUUCUAUCAGGUGACGAAUCCAUCGGGCGGAAGUUGCAACUUGCUCAAUGCGGCUGUACGCAGAGAAUGGUCUACGCUCUCCAAAGACGAGAGGCGCGCGUACAUUGACGCGGAGCUGUGCCUCAUGUCGAAGCCGACGCAGGACCCCAACUUCGCGGCAGGCGCACGGUCCCGGUACGACGACUUUGUCGCGGUCCAUAUCAACCAAACCCUGUCCAUCCAUGGGACUGCAAACUUCCUGGCAUGGCAUCGGACCUUCACGUGGAACUUUGAACAGGCGCUUCGAAACGAAUGCGGCUACACGGGGUAUCAACCGUACUGGAACUGGGGCAAGUACGCCUUUGAUCCUCUCCACUCGCCCCUGUUUGACGGCAGCGAUUACAGCAUGUCGGGCAACGGUGCUUAUGAGCCACACGGCUGCACCGAAGGCCUGCCCACGCAGAUCAACUGCAUUCCCCCCGGGUCUGGCGGCGGCUGUGUGAACACGGGACCCUUCAAGGACUACGUGGUCAACUUGGGUCCCGUGGCACCGACCUUGGAUAUCCCGGGCAUCAUCAACUACUCCUCUCCAGACCCUCUGGCCUACAAUCCUCGCUGUCUCCGUCGUGACAUUUCAUCCUGGGUGUCUUCCAACUGGACCAAGGACUCGGACUCGUACGACCUGAUCUCGCACUACAACGACAUUCUGUCGUUCCAGAACCGCAUGCAGGGUGAUUUCAGCGUCGGUUUCUACGGCGUCCACACAGGCGGGCACUUUACGACCGGCGGUGACCCGGGCGGCGACCUCUUCGCCUCGCCCGCGGAGCCGACGUUCUUCCUGCACCACGCGCAGAUCGACCGGACCUGGUGGAUCUGGCAGAACCAGGACCCGAAGAACAGGAGGAACGCCUUUGCGGGGGGCACCUCGACGUUGGAUCCCGUCAACAGCCCACCCGGACAGCUGACCGAUCCGAUCAUCAUGGGUAGCCUGGGGCAGACGAUACAGAACAAGGACGCACUGUGGACGACCGCGGGUCCUUUCUGCUACAUCUACGUCUGA
Molecule: messenger RNA, 1218 nt
Organism: Fonsecaea nubica
Lineage: Eukaryota; Fungi; Ascomycota; Eurotiomycetes; Chaetothyriales; Herpotrichiellaceae
Exons: 1
Coding region: 1-1218 (405 amino acids)
Molecular function (GO): oxidoreductase activity
Source: RefSeq, a predicted model, not a curated record